AUGAAGUAUUUGCAGAAAAAGGGCUUGGCCUCAAAGGACAUUCAUGCUGACAUGGUUGCUACAUUAUCGACCGUGCAAAAGUGGCCAGCUGAAUUUAGGAGGGAAAGGGAGAGUCUUAAAGGUGAUCCAAGGUCUGGACAUCCUCCCCCAACUGCUAUCACCGUGGAAAACAUUGAUCGUAUUCAGUACAUGGUGAUGCUGAUGAAUGACAGGAGAUUGACUAUAAAUCAAAUAGCCAAUGUUAGCAUAUUCCGUGAGGAAGUUGAGAAUAUUCUGCACAAUGAACUUGGCAUGACGAAGAUUUCUGCUUGGUGGGUACUACGUUUUCUGACACCUGAUCAAAAGCGUACCAGGCUGAUCACAUCCAGGGAACAUCUGACAAUGUCUCAGGCAGAUCCAGAUGGUUUCUUUGAACGUUUCCUAACCCAGGACGAGUGUUGGAUUCAUCAGUUUGAGCCAGAGACAAUCCAUGUAGUGGAAACCCCGCCAGCCAGCUUCAACGAAGGUCAAGGACGUUUCAUCGGCAGGGAAGCUGAUGGCCUCAGAUUUUGGGGGGAUGCAGAAAGGCAUUGUGUUUAUUGA
Messenger RNA from Octopus bimaculoides (California two-spot octopus), 582 nucleotides. RefSeq lists its product as uncharacterized. The record is from RefSeq and is a predicted model, not a curated record. NCBI's taxonomy places the organism in Eukaryota, Metazoa, Mollusca, Cephalopoda, Octopoda, Octopodidae.